Messenger RNA from Triticum turgidum subsp. durum (durum wheat), 1677 nucleotides. NCBI's taxonomy places the organism in Eukaryota, Viridiplantae, Streptophyta, Magnoliopsida, Poales, Poaceae. The record is from the annotation of a GenBank genome assembly.
AUGCUCCAGCCGGGGCUGCUGCCAGGCCGCGCUGCCGGAGGCGGCUCCGCUCACCGACUUCGGGACGUGGUUCACCAUCGAGGACAACCCCAUGUGGCAGACCAACCCGUGCACCUACGCCAUGGUGGUCGAGAGCGACUGGUACCGCUUCUCCACGCGCCGGACCUGUACGGCGUCGAGGUGCUGCCCAGGAGGUACCCGAGGGGCGUCCCCUUCGUGCUCGACUUCUCCAUCCGGAACGGUGCAUGCCCGGGGAAAGGCCAGAAACCACCUCCGGACUACGCCUGCGUCAGCGGCAACAGCUAUUGUGCCAACGCGACUGGUGGUGCUGCCCAUGGCUAUGUCUGCAGGUGCUUGGAACACUACGAUGGCAACCCUUACAUCGCCAAUGGAUGCCAAGGUGUACUAAGCCUUAAUUCGUACCAGUAUCUCUUUUUUACUCCAGAUCUCAAACUUUUCUUGGUGUUGCGAAAACCAGAUUUCAAACCUUUAACCUUUUUUGUUUUGUCUUCAGACAUCGACGAGUGUAAGCUCCGAAAACUGAAUCCUGAGUUGUACCCUUGUUCGAGUGAUGGGAUCUGCAAGAACAGGCUGGAAGGCUAUGACUGUCCAUGCAAACUCGGAAUGAAAGGCGACGGUAUAAAAGGAACUUGCACCGAUAAAUUCCCCCUGGUAGCACAGGUGAUUGUGGGUGGAAUAGGUGGCAUUUUUAUCAUUGCGGCUAUAUCAUUCCUUAUUCUUCUUCGCAAAGAGAAACAAAAGACAAGAGAGUUUUAUCAAAAGAACGGCGGGCCUACGUUAGAGAAGGCAAAGUUCAUAAAACUUUUCAAAAAGGAGGAGCUCAAGCCAAUUUUGAAGAGUAGCAAUUUCAUUGGAAAAGGUGGCUUUGGCGAAGUUUAUAAGGGCUUUCUUGAUAAUGAAGAAGUUGCGGUAAAGAAGCCAAUUAGUGGUACUAUGCUAGAGAAUGAACAUUUUGCAAACGAAGUCAUCAUUCAAUCUCGAGUAAUCCACAAGAACAUCGUUAGGCUCAUAGGUUGUUGCCUAGAAGUUGAUAUCCCGAUGUUAGUCUAUGAGUUUCUCUCCAAUGGUAGCCUUGAUGACAUUCUUCAUGGCAAAAAGAAGGUGGCGCUCAACUUGGGUGUGCGUUUAAGUAUUGCUGUCGAAUCAGCGGAUGCUCUGGUCUAUAUGCACUCAAAAACCAAUGCCAAAAUCAUACAUGGUGAUGUUAAACCUGCAAAUAUACUCUUGGAUGAUAAGUUUGCGCCGAAGAUAUCAGACUUUGGCAUAUCAAGGCUGAUUGCGAGAGACAAAAAACACACCGGAUCUGUCAUUGGUGACAUGAGUUAUAUCGAUCCAGUGUAUCUACAAACAGGCCUACUAACCGAGAAAAGUGAUGUCUACAGUUUUGGUGUUGUCAUACUGGAACUUAUUAGUGGGCAGAAAGCCACACAUUCUGACGGCGGCAGCUUAGUAAACAGUUUCCUUGAAGCUGGGAAGAAAGAGAAGAAAGUGACAGAGUUGUUUGACAAGGAAAUUGUAGCCGAAGGAGAUUUGGAGAUUCUUGAUAGUUUGGCAGCGAUCGCUUUGGAAUGCCUUAACCUUGAUGUGGAUCAAAGACCAUUGAUGACAGAGGUAGUAGAGCGCCUUCUCAUAAUGAACCGGUCUCGUAAGUCGUAA